ACACACACUUGUGGCUCUGAAGGCACAGAGGCGCUGCGCGAAUAGGGAACGUAUGAAAUAGAAGAUAAAGAUAAACGCACAGACUGAUAUCUUUGAGGUUCAUACAUUUAAUCGCAUCUCUGCAGAAGCUGCUAUGCCUCACGUUGCAAACCCGAACUGGCGGCUUGUGCUGUUCGCGCCCGUGACGAUUCCGCUGACGCGCCACUAGCCGCACCACCCCGGAGACAGAGGAGAGCUGUGAGCGACGGAACGAGCAGGGGACUGACUGGAAACCGGUCUCUCUUUCUCUUUCUUUUCUCCUUCCCUGACGACCGUGGACGGAAGCCUGCUGCAAAGUCCCGUGGACGAAACGAGCGUGAUAUUUAACAAUUCACCAGUAGCAUCAUCCAGGCUGUUCUGCAGAGAUGGAGGUACCAGGUUUGGCGCACAACAUCACCAGUCCAUUAAGUCCCUGCGAGGGGAUGAUCAAGGACCUGAGCUUGGACGCCAUACAGCUAUGCGAACGAGAUGGAAGUAAAUCCCAGGAUGGAAGCAUCUCCGAAAUGGAGGAGCUCCCUGUUCCUCAGAACAUCAAGAUCAGCAACAUCACCUGCGACUCCUUCAAGAUCUGCUGGGACAUGGAGCCGCGCAGCAAGGAGCGCAUCACACAUUACUUCAUUGACCUGAACAAGAAGGAAAACAAAAACUCAAACAAGUUCAAACACAAGGAUGUUCCUACCAAGCUGGUGGCCAAGGCAGUGCCCCUGCCCAUGACGGUUAGGGGCCACUGGUUCCUGAGCCCACGCACAGAGUACACCGUGGCCGUCCAGACCGCAUCAAAACAGACUGACGGGGACUACGCCAUCUCAGAGUGGAGUGAGAUCAUCGAGUUCUGCACUGCUGAUUAUUCCACAGUGCAUCUAAACCAGCUGUUGGAAAAGGCAGAGGUCAUCGCUGGCCGGAUGCUGCGUUUCUCUGUCUUCUACAGGAACCAGAAUAAAGAGUACUUUGACCACGCCAGGGAGGUGCAGGAGAACCGGAUGCUGCCAUCAGUGAAAGACAAUAGCGGCAGCCACGGCUCGCCCAUCAGUGGCAAGCUAGAGGGCAUUUUCUUCAGCUGCAACACAGAGUUCAAUACAGGCAAGCCUCCGCAGGACUCCCCUUAUGGCCGCCACCGCUUUGAGGUUCGGGCUGACACGCUCUUCAGCCCAGACACCAACCUGUACUUUGGAGACUUCUACUGCAUGUAUACAGCCUACCACUAUGUUAUCCUGGUCCUGGCGCCAAAGGGCUCCAGGGGUGACGACUUCUGUAAGCAGAGGCUUCCUGCGCUUGACAUCACCAACAACCGUUUCCUUACCUGCAAGCAAGGUGAAGAGGGUGACAGCAGUCUGGUGUUUCACCAUGCCCAGGAUGUCAUCCUGGAGGUGAUCUACACGGAGCCUUUAGACCUGGCGUUGGGCACGGUGGCUGAGAUCAGCGGGCACCAGUUGAUGAGUAUGUCCACAGUAAAUGCCAAGAAGGACCCCAGCUGUAAGACCUGCAACAUCAGUGUGGGACGCUAAGAAAAGGCAGAAUGUAGGAGAGGGAGGGAAGGACUAGAGGCGACUGACCUCUACACACACACACAGGAAGUCCACAUGUACUGAUGAAGCAGACCAACACAUGCAUGAAGCAGCAGAUUUAGUAGGCUCCCAGACAUGCACACCAACAUAUCUAUGACACCGUUCUGUACUCUCAAGAGACCAUCAUUCCCAAAGAAGAGUGGAGAAAAAAAGAGGAAGGUACACACUCUGACACCUGCACCAUUGUCUCCUCAACUGAAAAGGGUUUACGUAUGAAAACAUACGUAAAACUGAACAAUCUAAACCCGGGACACCAACAACACAGAUCCAUCCAUCCUGCAAGUCAAUACUGGUGUACUGACUAAACCCUUUAACUGUACUAACAAAGAUGGGCUGCUUCUAUUCAAUUUCCUGUUGUAUAUUUUAAUAAGUUGUCCCAUAUUUUGUUAACAACUUUUGCCUUGUUAUUAUUGAUAUGCUAUUGAUCAAGUGUCCACUGUGUGUGGACAAGCAGUUUGUUGUUUCCAUUUAGUUUGACUGUUUGUCUUUUUAGAAAUGUUUUGUUCUCAU
This is a messenger RNA of Siniperca chuatsi (mandarin fish), 2114 nucleotides long. RefSeq names its product phytanoyl-CoA 2-hydroxylase interacting protein-like b (gene phyhiplb). The record is from RefSeq and is a predicted model, not a curated record. Gene Ontology annotation, molecular function: protein binding. Gene Ontology annotation, cellular component: cytoplasm. Lineage: Eukaryota; Metazoa; Chordata; Actinopteri; Centrarchiformes; Sinipercidae. The transcript has 5 exons. The coding region runs from base 405 to 1544 and encodes 379 amino acids.